Molecule: messenger RNA, 2148 nt
Organism: Selaginella moellendorffii
Lineage: Eukaryota; Viridiplantae; Streptophyta; Lycopodiopsida; Selaginellales; Selaginellaceae
Product: protein MAK16 homolog
Exons: 2
Coding region: 220-1803 (527 amino acids)
Biological process (GO): maturation of LSU-rRNA; maturation of 5.8S rRNA
Cellular component (GO): nucleolus; preribosome, large subunit precursor
Molecular function (GO): protein binding
Source: RefSeq, a predicted model, not a curated record
CAAGACGACAGCGAUGGCAGUGACGAGGAGGAGGAAGACGAUGGCGAUGACGAUAGAAGGCGGAAGCGUAAAGAGGGUGCUCUUCUUCCAAAGAAGAAGAGGCGGCAAACAGUUGAGGUCGAGUACGAGGAAGAAGGGCAGCAACAAAGACCCGUCAUGGGUCUUAGCUAGAAGCGUGAUCGUUGCUCUCACGGCGAUGGUGAUCGUGUGCUUGAUCCAAUGCUCCAGGACUGGAACCGUGUUCUUUCGGAGUAUGUCCGAAAUGGGAAUCUCCACGAAGCAAAGAGAGUGUUUGAUUCAAUGCCACACCACUCCGUUGUGUCAUGGAACUGUAUGAUUUCGGUGUAUGCCAGGAACGGGCAUUCUCGGCAAGCUCGAUCCGUCUUUCAGCAGAUGCCUUGGAAGAAUCUUAUAUCUUGGAAUCUCCUUCUCGGCGCGUUCUCCAGAUCUGGCGACCUCGAAGCGUCCAUAGCUCUGUUCGACUCAAUGCCGCUGUGGGAUUUGGUGUCGUGGACAGCCAUUAUAAAAGCAUUUGCCGCAGCGGGGUAUUUUUACAUAGCAAAGCGCUUGCUCGAUCAAAUGCCAGAACACGAUCUUAUAUCGUGGACGACAGUUGCAGCACAAUUUGCAUCAGACGGCCAAGUUGAUGCCGCGAAAGCGAUGUUUGAUUCGAUGCCACAACUGGAUCUAAUAGCCUUGACUGUGAUGCUCGACGCGUAUGCCCAGAGUGGACAUCAUCAUCUUCAAAGAGCCCAAGAGCUGUUUGAUAGGAUGCCCGAGCGGAAUCUCCUGGCAUGGACGGCUCUUCUUCACGCCCACACGCAAGCAGGAAAUAUCCAAGGCUGUGAGAGCGUGUUUGAAGACAUGCCAGAGGCAGACCUCGUCUCGUUAACUGCAAUGCUUGUUGCAUAUGCACAACAGGGCCGAGUUCGCGAAGCAAGGGAUACCUUUGAUGCCAUGCCGGAGAGAAAUCUCAUAGCGUGGACGGCUCUGCUUUCUGCAUAUGCCCAAAACGGGCAUUUGGAGCUCGCCGAGGACGUUUUCAACAGCAUGCCACAAAGGAAUGUUGUGUCCAUGGAGGCGUUGCUUUCGGGAUAUGCUCUUGGCGGCCGCGUGGAAGAGGCCAAGGUGAUGUUUAAUAGUAUUCCAGAGAGAACUCUUGUGUCGUGGAACUCGAUACUUGCAGCGUAUGCUCAACAUGGACAUGUGAAAGAAGUGAAGGCCUUGUUUUACGAAAUGCCCGCUCGGGACCAAGUAACUUGGGACACUCUUUUGUCAGCCCUGACGCAAAAUGGACACCUUGAGCUUGCGAGUGUUGUUCUCGGAUCCAUGCCUGAGCGGUGCUUGGUAUCGUGGAGCGUGAUGCUUGCUGCUUAUGCUCAAACCGGGCACAUACUCGAAGCGCUGGACACCUUUGAUCAUAUCAAGGCGGAGUUUUUCCCCGACCAGUCCUGCUUCGCUCUCGCUUUGAUUGCGAGAAGCUACAGCGGAAAUGUGGAGCGUGGUGUUGCCUGUUUCAUUUCCAUGGCCAUGGACUUUGGUUUGGUCCCAAACAAGCGGCAUUUUUGCUGUAUGAUCGAUUUGUUUGCGCGUGCCGGGCAUCUGGAUCACGCCAGGGAUCUCAUCCUCAACAUGCCCUUUGAGCCCGAUGCGCUCGAGUGGAGAUGCUUGCUAAGUUCCUGCAUUAGCCACCAACAAUCUGGCUAUGCUGGCUAUGGGGCCGAGGUCGCAGGUCGUGCUCUUGGACUCGACUCCAGGCAUGGGUCCGCGUAUGUGCUGCUCGCAAAUGCCAUCGCUCAGUGAAAGGCAUGGCUAGUUUUAACGUUUUGCGCCAAACACUACCAAUUUGCGGGCUUCUAUUGGACAAGAAAUAUAGACAAAAGGAUAAUGGUAAGGGUGUGCAUCAAUCACAAUUUAGGAAAAUGUGUCACAAGCCAAAAAAAAAUGCGGGGCCUAAUCAAAUCGAAUCGAAAACACUCCCUCUCCCCCGACAGGUCGCCGACAGGCGCACGGGCGUUGGGCCACGAACGCCGGCUCACAGCCAUGGCGACGCGUGGCGGCCAUCCGUACGGCGGCCGCCACUCCCGCCGUCUUUUCACCAGUCUUGUUGUCCAUGUCAGCAGACAUCCCAACCGUCGAUUCCACGCG